Molecule: messenger RNA, 474 nt
Organism: Malania oleifera
Lineage: Eukaryota; Viridiplantae; Streptophyta; Magnoliopsida; Santalales; Ximeniaceae
Exons: 1
Coding region: 1-474 (157 amino acids)
Source: RefSeq, a predicted model, not a curated record
AUGCAUCCUCCAAAGUUUACUAGAGGAUAUGACCAAAUCAUGGUUGAGAACUGGGUGCAGAAGAUGGAAAAGUUAUUGAAGGUUCUGCACUACAGUGACAAACAAAAAGUUCUCUAUGCUACGUUUCAGCUGGCAGGAGAAGCUGAGAGAUGGUGUACGGCUAUGAGUCUGCUGGAGGAGCAGAGGGCCGACCCAUCAGGGAUGACGCGGAGCCGUUUUAAGGAGAUAUUCUUCGAGAGAUACUUCCAGGCCUCCACCUAUGAUGCAAAGGCAGACGAGUUCUCGAUUCUGACCCAAGGGACCCUGACGGUGCAUAGAUAUGCAACCAGAUAUAUUGAGCUAUCUCGCUUUGUGCCGUGUUUGAUAUCGAAUGAGUGUGAAAAGGCUCAGAGGUUCGAGAAGGGUUUGAGGAAGGAUAUUCGCAAGCUGGUGGGAAUGCUACAAAUUCAGGAGUUCCCUAUUUCUGGUGGAUAA